AUGGAAUCGGAAAACGCCAAUGGACUGGAGGCUCUGAGGGCUUCAAUACUGGCCCAUGACCAGCAGUUUCAAGAACUGAUGCGCAUGAUCCCGCCGAAAUACUAUAUCGCCCAGCAGCAGUUCUCACUCACCUUCCCAAACAACACUCAGAAAUCCGGCAAGAAAAAUAAGAAAUAUCAUCAGCCUGUUGAUCCCGAAGCCAAGCGACUCCAGAAGCGCGCCAAGUAUGACCCCGACACACUUCCUACGAUUCCACAACUACAAGGGUUAAAUAAGAGCGCUGGCGACAAGUCACAGUCGAGCCAGAAAACCACGAAAACUUUACCGGAUGGCGAUGAGGAAAGCGAAGCAACCAAGGAUACCGUCUCGCCCGCCGCUCAACUGUCUCGGGCCGAGCUACAAGCUAAACUUCAAAAACGCAUCGAAGUCCUUCAAGGAACUUCUCAGCGAACCAACCUGUCACCGGAAAAUUCCGACUCUGUCGGUCUGACCGGCAAAGACGCUCUUCUCAAUCUCGAGAGAAAAAAACGAGGCGAGAUGCGCGAUCGGAGACGGAAGGAAAGGAAGGAGGCACGCUCGAAAGAGAAACAACUCAAACUGGAACAAACCUUACUCAAAAAGAAGAAAUCCGCUGGCUCAUCUUCUAAACCCUCUAACGCUCCCUCCGGUUCUGGAAAUCGACAGAAGGGUGGAAAGACUAGUGAAGACGUUCAACCCCAAAAAGAAGUUUCGAAAGACCCAGCUCUACAAUCGAAAUCGAACCAGCCUGAUCCGUCCCCUUCGAAAGCCGAUAAACACGCUGCAGGUCCUACAGCGGCAGAAGGAUCGAAGUCGUCGACUAAGAAUAGCGCUCAUGCACACGAACCCGAUCUGGCUUUCUCCUCCUUAUCGUUUGAUCUGAAACAGUCAUCAGCAGUUGAUGGAGCCCAUUCCCACGGACACAAAAACCCAUCAUGGACGUCGAAGAAACCCCAGGAGGCGAAGACGGCAUUAGAUAGGAGAGAAGCCUACCUGGAGAAACUGACGCCGGAGGCUCGGGAGAGGGCUGAAGAGAGCAAGAAGUGGGAAAAGGCUAAUCUACAAGCUUCGGGGACGAAAGUGAUGGACGAUCGGAAAAAAAUCGAGAAGGCACUCAAGAAACAGACCAAGGAGAAGAAGAAGAAGAAACAUCAGUGGGACGAACGGAUCAAGGUGGUCGAGAAACUUAAGGAAGACAAACAAAAGAAGCGCAACGAAAAUAUCCAGGCUCGUAAGGAUCAGAUCCGUGAUAAGAAAAAAGGUAUCAAAGCUAAGGGGAAUCCUCACCCUAAUAAAAAAUCUAAAAGCUCAACUGGUAAGAAACCUGUCAAAGGCUUCUAA
Messenger RNA from Puccinia triticina, 1359 nucleotides. RefSeq lists its product as uncharacterized. Gene Ontology annotation, molecular function: DNA binding; RNA binding. The record is from RefSeq and is a predicted model, not a curated record. Bases 1 to 1359 code for a protein of 452 amino acids. Lineage: Eukaryota; Fungi; Basidiomycota; Pucciniomycetes; Pucciniales; Pucciniaceae. Gene Ontology annotation, biological process: ribosomal large subunit biogenesis; ribosomal small subunit biogenesis. The transcript has 3 exons. Gene Ontology annotation, cellular component: nucleolus.